AGUCUGAAAGAACUCCUGGAGCAGCAGCAGAUCGCCUGCGGCCUUCCGGCGGCGAGCGCCGACGCGGCCGCACAGGACGCCGCGGCGGAGCCCACCAUGCGGCGGGCUCGGGCGCGGAGUUUCGGGGUGGGCAGGCGGCGCCCCCGCAGUGCGGGGCCGCCGGGGCGGCCUUACAUCGGCAGCGCCAAGGGCCCCGCCGGCGGAGAGCGACCCGCCCCCUCCGCCUCCGGGGCCGGCGGCGUGGUGCCGACAAGGGCGGUGGCGGACAGGCAGGAGCAGCUGGCGGAGCGCCGCCACAGAAGGACGAUGGAGCGGCGCCUGAAGCUGGCCCGCUUCCUCGAGGAGGAGCUCGCCAGCGGGCCGCUCAGCACGCAGAAGGAGGGUCGCCCUCCAGCCAGCAUGCUGGAGCGACGACUCGUGCGUGCACCCUCAGUCGCCAGUCGCCGUGAAUGAAACGGGUCCUGAGAGAAACCGGUCCUGCUCCCCCUCGGCGCGCGGAGGGGUCGGACCACCAGCGCGGGCUGCUCUGGACUCUGCGAAGCGCGCGCGCGGAGCCGGCCACGCGCGCGGCGCGGCCGCGGG
Messenger RNA from Prorocentrum cordatum, 582 nucleotides. The record is from the annotation of a GenBank genome assembly. NCBI's taxonomy places the organism in Eukaryota, Dinophyceae, Prorocentrales, Prorocentraceae.